Molecule: messenger RNA, 5296 nt
Organism: Betta splendens (Siamese fighting fish)
Lineage: Eukaryota; Metazoa; Chordata; Actinopteri; Anabantiformes; Osphronemidae
Gene: tecpr1b
Product: tectonin beta-propeller repeat containing 1b
Exons: 26
Coding region: 351-3884 (1177 amino acids)
Cellular component (GO): membrane
Source: RefSeq, a predicted model, not a curated record
AAUCACAAUUCAGCUUCCUCCAUUUCCUGUUGUGGACUCCCGAGUUGGACGGAUCAUUCCUCUAGUCCAUACUCUGAAUUUAAUACCACUGUGGGAAUGUGCACGAGCGUCUAGACCUUUCCGCUGCAGAGGUGUUACUCGUGACAGAACCUCACGCGUGAGUAAACGUGUUUGGAGACCUGCGACAGGUAGCCGCCGCCGCCGCCUGCGCCCUGCAGAUACAUAUCCCAGCAUGGGCCUCGGGGACGUCUCCGCUGUCGCACCUGAUAUCAUGACGCGUCUGUUGCGCCUGCCUUGACAACCGCGGAUCAGAUUCAGUGUCCAGAUCAGAUCAGUGCUCAGGGGCCGCCAUGCCCAUCACGCCGCUGUGGGCCGUGGACGUGUACGGCAGGGUGUACAGCCUGUCCACGGCCGGCCAGCGCUGGGAGCGCGCCGACGACCUGCUGCUGGAGCUGAAGCGCGUCACUGCCGGGAGGGGGCGCUGCUGGGGCGUCGGCUGCGACCACCACGUGUACCUCAACAUCAUACCCAGCGAGACCCCCAUUCGGUACCGGGAGGAGACCUACGAGAACCAGAGGUGGAACCCCGUGGACGGCUUCACGGACGCGCUGCUGCCCACCGACCGCUGGCCGUGGAGCGACGUGACCGGGAUGAACCCCCAGCCCCUCCACAGCUUCCAGCUGCCCGCCCGCAGCUGGGAGUGGGAAGGGGACUGGUACGUGGACCAGAGCUGUGGCGGAGAGCCCAGUCAGACGGGGGGCUGGGAAUAUGCCGUCGACUUCCCGGCCAACUUCUCCCCGGACAAGAAGUGGAAUUCCUGCGUGCGGCGCAGACGCUGGAUCCGCUACAGGAGAUACAUCGCACAAGGCACCUGGGCAAAGAUUCCUUUGGACAAUCCUAGGAAGCCGCCGCUGCCCCUCUGUGACAUCAGCUGUGGCGGGUGGGAGAUGAGCGACCAGUCCGGCCGGUACCCCUACCUCUGGGGCGUGACCCAGCAAGGACAGGUGUGGUUCAGAGAGGGCAUCCACCCCCGGGUCCCAGAGGGCACCAGCUGGGAGGAGGUGGACGUCCCCAAGGAGGUGGCUCAAUUAUCUGCCGGUCCCGGGGACCUCCUGUGGGCUUUGCUGUGGGACGGCCACCUGCUGGUCCGCACUGGGCUCAGCCUGGACAGCCCGACUGGCACGUCGUGGGUGGAGGUGGAGGCGCCGGCGAAGGAGGUGGAGGCGCUUCACGUGGCGGUGGGGGUCAGCGUGGUGUGGCUGCUCACCAAAGACUUCAAGGUGUGGUUCAGACGCGGCGUGAACUCCCACAAUCCCUGUGGCUCCGGCUGGAUCAGCAUCGGAGGCGAGAUGAUGAUGGUGGACGUGGGGCUGAAUGAUCAGGUGUGGGCGGUGGGUGAGGACCGCGGCCUGUAUUUCAGAAUGGGCGUAACCGCCUCGGAGCCGAGUGGGAGCGGCUGGAUUCCCGUUUCAGCUCAGUGGGGCAAUAAUAAAGUGGUCUCUCCGCCCAGGGACGAGCGUGAGCGCAGCGGGCCGCUGACCGAGGCCUCGCAAGGCUCCGUUUUGAGCCGCACUGACUCGGAGUCAGACCCACAGCACAGCGCUCAUGACACCCCCGUCCUCGAGGCAGCGGCCUCCUCCGUGGUCCCAUUAGAGGGGUCCAGAACGCCCACGCCCCCUGCAGAGGAUGCUCCCCUGGCCUCCCAGCAGGAGGCCCCCAAGGCCUUCAUCCCCGCCAGCGACAGCUUCAUCAACAGCCUGGUGUCCGACCGCGACAAGCCGCCCGCGGACGCGCCGCCGGAGGAGGGAGGGGCGGCGCCCCCGGCCCUGACGGCGGCGCCGGCGGCACGCGACGCGCCCUGGAUGAACGUGGACCUGGAGGGAGCGGAAGCGGCGCGAGGGGCGCAGCCCGCGGGGCCCUCGGCGGGCGCCGGGGCCGCCGCCACCUACGCGCUGGGGUCCCUGGAGCCGCCGCACGGCGCCGGAGAGGAGGACGGGCCGGCGUGGGCCUGGGUCUCGGGCGGCGGCUGCGACGUGGAUGCAGAUUCUCCCAUCGGCUGGUUGAGCCCCACAGGUCCACUCACUAGCUCUCUGUCGCUGACCCCAGUGCAGUCGGCGGCCUGGAGCGAGCAGCGGCGGCAGGAGCGCGGCCGCGGGGAGGAGACGAGCAAGAAGCCCCUGGAGAGAAGCAACUCGGUGUGGGUGCGGAAAGGCUCGCUGCGCUGGUGGAGGGACUGGAAGCCUCAGCGCUGGGUGGACGUGGGCGUCGCCCUGGAGCAGUCCACCAAAGCCGACGGCAGCAAGGACUGCAUCUUCUUCGUCUACUACACGCAGUACGACGAGAAGAAGUACCUGCACGUGUUCAUUAACGACGUGACGGCGCUGGUUCCGGUGCUCAGGGACGUCAACCACGCCUUUGCCGUCUACACGGCGCAGAGCACCAGGCAGCGGUGGCCGCUGGUCCUGGCAGCGCAGACGGAGACGGACAUGAGCGACUGGUUGAGCCUGCUGUCGGACUGCUGCUGCCAGUGUCGCGGCAUCGCGGGUUCUCCAUCCACACAGGCUCUGUGGUCCACCACCUCCAAGGGCGACGUCAUGGUCCACGAGCCGUCCUUCUCCCUGGAGGCGUCUGCAAACACGCUGGCCUGUGACCUCAUGUUCUGGCGCCAGGUCCCGGGACACCUGCGCUGUGUAGAGUCUAACAGUCUGGGGCUGGUGUGGGGCGUCGGGUGGGACGGCACCGCCUGGGUCUACAGCGGGCGCUUUGGGAAGCAGCUGCUGGCAGGAGAUGAGGAGCCGAUGCACCCACAGACCGACGUCCGGUGCGUCCACGUGUACGAGAACCAAAGGUGGAAUCCUAUGACGGGAUACACGGACAAAGGACUACCUACAGACCGCCCUAUGUGGAGCGACGAGAGCGGCCUGAAGGAGUGCACCAAAGGCAGCACACAGCCGCCCUCCCCCCUGUGGUGCUGGGUGUCAGAGUGGGCUGUGGACUACAACGUCCCCGGAGGAACGGAUAAGGAAGGCUGGCAGUAUGCUGCAGACUUCCCCGUGACAUUUCAUGGCCACAAAACUAUGAAAGACUUUGUUAGGCGGCGAAGAUGGACGAGGAAGUGUAAGAUCACGCUGAGAGGUCCGUGGCAGCAGGUCCCGCCCAUCCCUCUGAGCGACGUGUCUCUGAUGCCUUGUCUGGCCCAGAGCAGGAUGGAGCACAUCCCUGUCUGGGCCCUCAGUGACAAAGGAGAGGUCCUGUGUCGGCUAGGAGUCAGCCCUGAACACCCUGCGGGCAGCUCCUGGCUCCACGUGGGCACAGACCAGCCCUUUAAGUCCAUCUCCAUCGGCGGAGCCAGUCAGGUGUGGGCCAUUGCCAAGGACGGCGCCGUGUUCUACAGGGGAUCCGUGUCCCCGCAGAACCCUGCAGGGGAAUGCUGGUACCACAUCCCCUCUCCCCCGAGGCAGACCCUGAGACAGCUGUCUGUGGGCCGCACCUCUGUCUUCGCCGUGGAUGAAAACAGUAACCUGUGGUACAGACAGGGCCUCACCCCCAGCUACCCGCAGGGCUCCGCUUGGGAGCUCAUUUCCAACAACGUGACGAAGGUUUCCGUCGGCCCGCUGGACCAGGUGUGGAUUAUAGCGGACGGGGUUCCAGGCUUCCCUGCCGAGACUCCAGGGGCCGUGUGCCACAGGCUGGGACUGGGGCCUAUGCAACCUAAGGGCCAGUACUGGGACUAUGGCAUAGGGGGAGGAUGGGAGCACAUCAGUGUGAGAGGUAACUCGUCAGAGGCUCCUCGUGCCCCUCAUCCAGCAACGGCCGGACCCCCACGCAGCCCGGCCCCCCUGCGGCCUCUGACGCAACCGAAUGGGAAUGCCGUAUCUGUGUAGCACCUGCACAUCUCCUCCUCCUCCUCCUCUCACCCUGUUUGUGCCUGGAUCUCCAUUUGCUCUCCUCAGACCAUUCCCAGGGGCUCUUAUCCCUUCAUGCAAAGGGAAUGCACAAUCACACCACUGAGUUCAUGCUGAAUAUUCUGGUCUAUCUAUUGAUGGGUGGAUGUCAGCCUGCAGUUAGAACAGAAAGAGGGGAGCGAACAAGCUUUUAAGGACGAUGAAUUUUUAUGUCUCGUUUGAGUGCAUGUGUUUGUCUUUCUAGGCUUUGGCUACUGGGGGUUUGUGGAUUCAGCAUUAUCUUUAUUUUUCUUUGCAGUGUCCUGUCAGGACUGAAGAGGGUGGGACUUUGCUAAAGGGCUAAGGAAGGUACCAAACUACUGUAACUUCUGUUCAAACGGUUUCUCAAAGUAGCCUGAAUUGUUUUGGUUUGUAGAAAUGUUUUGUUUGUUUCCGUCUGAUUUGCCUGUCUUAUGUGAGUUCUGUUACAUUUGUUGAAUUUCGUGUGUAUUGGUUUAUUAUGUUUUGUCCAUGUGGCUGUUACAAACCUCCCAAACAUCACCUUUUCAAAACAGGGCAACAUUUGGGAUGAAUAUGGUAAUAUUGAAAUGUUAUAAUUACCUGCACUGAUAAAUAUGGAGGACUCCGCCUACAUCACCAGUUAUGGCCUCUUUAUCCUCCUGCAAUAAGCAAAGUUCUUCCUGUUCAUGUUAUAUCCAUCUACAUACAGUUACUGCAAUGGCCGUGACUGUUGAAUGUGCACAGCAGGACGGGGCAUUAAAAUGUGAAAUAAAAGACUGAAAGUAUUAAAACAUCUCCUGACAUCGUUCUACAAUAGAUUGGAAUCAUUUGCCUUUUAGCAGUGUUAGAAAAAAAAAAAACUCUAUUCUAAUUCUGCUGUUUUGUAAAUCUUCACACAAUAGUUCUGCUCCAGAGGCCAGGUUGUCACUUUGACCCAGGUCUUUAAACAGCUGCACCCUACAAGCUCCCACUGUGCAGUAACUGAGGAUACCAACUCUGUUCAUUUGCAUUUAUUUUCAUAUUAAACAGUGUAAUUAUAAACAUUUCAUUCAAUUACACUAAGCAUGAUCAAUAUGAAGUAAAAAUAUUUUUAAAAUCUACAAGUUUAAAGGACAGAAUGGAUUCACAUCUGCUUUAGUGUCUUAAUUUAAGUGUUUUUUUAGCUGAUAUGUUCAUCUGAUCAACUCAGCUUUAAAUUACAAAACGUUGCCUCGUUCCUAUAACGCCAUUAUAUCACUUCCCCAUUUACAGACGAAAACAAAAAGGAACAUGAAUAUACAUCAGUACAGUUUAAACAUGAAGUUAAUUUUCUCAGAUGUGCAAGAUUAAGCAAAUGUAUACUGUAGUCAAAUAAAAAGAUUUCCUUAAAUAAACGUUCAAGUUUAACUGAA